GCCCAUGCACACCCCCGGUCACUGUGAGCGUGGGUAUCCUCUCUCUCUGCGUCUCUCUAUCAGGAAGCAGAGCCCCGCCUCGGAUGCUGCUGCUGCCGUAUAUCUGAUUACCGCGAUACAAGAGCAAGCUUUCCUUAAAGCGACACCCCGGCUUAAUUAAUUAGAAUACCAGAGAGAGUGGAAAGGAGGAGAGCGACGCCGCGGAUGCAGGUGAGGAGAGGGAGCCGCGUCCAUCUUCUCCCUUCUUGCGUGAUGCUGUGCGUCGCCGCAUCCUUUCACCUCCUCGUGAAAGGGGGGGAAGAGGUUACGAAACCGACUGUCAUCUGACCCUGCGUGCUUUCAGAAAAACCUCCGAGACCCCCUCCUCCCUCCUCCGCUCUCCAUCCUGGGAUACAUGGACUGUCAAUGCGUCACGCUGUUUUUUAUUGUGUAUUUUUUUUGUCCGCAGACGACAGCUCUCAUGAGCCUCACAUUGAGGUGACGAAAUCGGCAGAAAAAGCGCAACACCUCGCUGCACACAAGGACCGAAUCCUUCGUGGCCUCUGUUAAAGGCGUAAAACAAAUCCGUGUCUGUCUUCUCCUCUGCGGCCUUUUUGCUUUAACGCGUUCCUUUCCGCCGCCCGCGCUUCGCCGCUCCCUCUGAGUCGAUGAAACCCGUUGAUGCGGUGUGCCUGGGUGCUCAGUCUCUCCUCGUCCUGGCCGGUGACUGACACUCUGGUCCGGGGGGGCCGCUGCCCGCAGCGAGGCAGGAUGGUGCGGAUCGCCAGCGCGCUGGGGCUUGUCAUGUUCAGCGUGGCACUGCUCAUCCUGUCGCUCAUUAGCUACGUGUCCAUCAAGAAGGACUUCCUGCUCAGCACCCCCAGAUACGGACCCAAUGGAGGACCAAGAAUGUACAUGUUCCACGCUGGCUUUCGCGAGAGGCCCCCUCGCAAACCUGACCUGAGCUCCCAGCUGGCGAUGAAGUAUCUCGAUCCGGCUUUCACUCCUCUGACCAAUGCACUCAGUGAAGACCUGCAGAACUCCUCUAGGUGGAGGUACAACAGAACUGCUUUUGUACAGCAGAGGACAGAGAUCGCUCAAUACAUUGACAUCCCACACAACUUCUCGCUGACAAGAGACUCAGUCAGAAUCGGACAGCUGAUGCACUAUGACUAUUCCAGCCAUAAGUACGUCUUCUCCAUUGGUGAGAACUUUCGCUCACUCCUCCCAGAGGUCUCACCAAUCCUCAACAAACACUAUAAUGUCUGCGCCGUUGUCGGCAACAGUGGCAUCCUCACGGGCUCCCGCUGUGGUGCCGAGAUUGAGAAGUUUGACUUUGUCUUCCGCUGCAACUUUGCACCAACGGAGAUCUUUAAGAAGGAUGUUGGGCGUCGGACCAACAUGACGACUUUUAACCCUAGUAUCCUGGAGAAAUACUACAACAAUUUACUGACUGUGCAGGACAGGAACAACUUUUUUCUGAGCCUGAAGAAGCUGGAUGGUGCCAUCCUGUGGAUCCCAGCGUUUUUUUUCCACACUUCGGCCACAGUGACGAGAACGCUGGUGGACUUUUUUGUGGAACAUCGAGGUCAGCUGAAGGUCCAGCUAGCUUGGCCUGGAAACAUCAUGCAGUACAUCAACAACUACUGGAAAACAAAACAGUUGUCGCCUAAGCGUCUAAGCACUGGCAUCCUGAUGUACACGCUGGCUUCCUCCAUGUGUGACGAGAUCCAUCUGUACGGCUUCUGGCCCUUCGGCUGGGACCCCAACACGGGUAAGGAACUGCCGUACCACUACUACGACAAAAAGGGCACCAAGUUCACCACCAAAUGGCAGGAAUCCCAUCAGCUACCCGCCGAGUUUAAGCUCCUCUACAAGAUGCAUACAGAUGGGCUUCUGAAGCUCUCCCUCUCUCACUGUCAAGCCUGAAACUCCAACAGGUACGGAGUUUCUUCACGCUCGCGAAUCCACAGAACAGAAUCACAGAAAUCAUGAGAUGGGGUGGUGAAAGAGUCAUGCAGGUUGAGAUGGAUUCUUACAGUGUUUCCUGCCUCCGCCCAAGUCCAUAAUCCUGCGCUCAAUGUGAACUCCAACAGCCCGAGAAAAAAGGAGCAUGUUAAUCUUCCCUUGCUCAGAUAUCAAAAGUUGCACAAGACUCGUGUCAGUUUUUUGAUAACGGUUGACCUACAGCUAAUGUUCCUUUUGAGAACAAAAUAUGAACAGAAUCAUUACUCCAUAGCACAACUUCAGAUCAGCAUAUUGCCUUUUUUAGAAUAUCACCACUGUGUUGACGCACACAGGGGGCGGACGCCAUGUCAUUCAGCAACACAACGUAAGAGCCAGUCAGAGUUAAAACCCAAGGGUUAAUUGGAGAUUCAGUCUUGGACAAAGUCAUGAUGUCUUUCUCCCCUGUCCUGUCUUGUACUAGGCUCAUAUUAUAAUACAAGCAGGUGCACAGUGUUGGUGUGUGGUCAACCUUGAAAGUGGACUUUUUUCGUUUCAUUAUCCUGCUGAUGCCUCCAACAGCAGUCGCACAACAAAGUACUGUUUGUCCGUUGUUUCGUCUGUUGAUAAAUUUUGCUCUGUCGAACACUGUCACUUGUCCAAGAGACGUGUUGAACAUUUCUAGAUUUUUCUUCACGAAUUGUGACGUACAAAAGUGAAUGGCAGGAGGUUCCAAAUUCUAAUAUCACAGUUUAAUCUGAUAGCUCCAACAUUAUUAGUCACUGCAUCACCAUGGGUGCAAAGAAGCUGUCAAAAAAAAAAAGGGCAUGACGUUUCCAGGUGUCUCUGAAGUGACCUUCAUGUCCUUCUUCUGCAAACCUUUUGCCAAGUUAAGCUGUCUGCUCAGAUGUGCCAUUGAGGGCAUUCAUUCUCUGCUUGUCCUACACUACUCAUACUAUAAUCAGUAUUCUUGAAAAGAAGUGCAGCUUCUUUGUCUUAGACAGGUCACUGACUUUUAAUUCAGCACAGACUUCACACAAAAAAAAACAAAUCUGGGAUGCACUGUACGACAUAGACACUAAAUAAUUUUUUUUUUUUCUUUUUAAAACAAUUCAAUUCCAUUUUAUUCAUAUAGCGUCAAUAACAAUCAAAUUGGGCCCUAGAGACUUUACAGAACCAAAAACCUGAGCAGGCAAACCUUUUAAAAGGAAGGACCCUGCUCAUACUGGGGGUCUCAUCUACUUGACCCAGGAAAGAGACAGAAAAAAUAAGAUGAUGGAAGGAGAUGGAAAAAGGGGGAGGAGGACAAGAAGGAGGAGAUUGCAGCAGAAACAAACUCAUGAAAGUCAACUCAGAAAGAAAUGUAUGCAUGCACAUGGAUAUAGAAAAAAAUGAUCAGGAAAAUAAACACUGACAGGAGAGGCAAAUAACAUUGACCACUUUGUGACAAUACAGUUUUCUGCUGGCAUUUUGGACCUGCCUGUUACUUAAUAAUAAUGCAUCGGUUUUAUAUAGCGCUUUUCCAUUAGAUGCUCAAAGCGCUCACAGUUAAAUGCAUUAUUCAUUCGCUCGCACAGUCACCCCCUAGUGGUGGUAAACUACCUCAGUAGUCACAGCUGCCCUGGGACAGGCUGAUGGAAACGUGGCUGCCAAUGUGCGCCAACGGCCUCUCCGACCACCUUCAAACAUCAAAUUGCAAUCAUAUGGGAGCAAGGUGGGUUAAGUGUUUUGCUGAAGUACCACCUAGUUAGCGGUACUUAGACAUGUACCACCCACCAGACCAGACCAGGCAUGCUCACACCAUAGCACUGGCACUCCCAGAUGGCAGCAGUCAGAUAGAGACACACGCACAAAAAACGUUUAGAAACUGAAGAACACCACAAGGUGUUGACCUGGCCUUCAAAACUGAGAAGCUCCUCCCCUCAACCCACAGGACACCUUCAGAAAGUCCAUGUCCAUUCUCUGAUGAUUCACAACUAUUUUGGAGCCACAAUGGAAACCUACACAAUAUUAGGAAGGUGGUCAUAAUGUUAUGCCUGAUCAGUGUACAUUGUACAUUGUACAGUGUACAAACAAGGUGAUACGUGAUACAACGGAGAUUGAUGUAUCUGAAUGAAUGAGCAUUCAAAAUAGCAAGUAUAGAAUUGGACAGGACAUUUUUAGACAUAGACCAUAGCUCUAUGUAAAAGUAAUAACACUAACAUGCCAUUAAUCAGUGCAUCAGUAAUUGCACUGGAAUUUGGAUACAAGAGGAAAAUUUGAAUCUCCUACUUGAAAUGUGCCAUUGUCCAUUUACAUAACUAACUGAUACCUGCCAGCAUUGUCCGGUUUGAGUCAUGUUUGUCCAGUUUAAGUGCAAUACUCCCUCUCCUUUUAGCUCUGAUCUAUCUACCAGCUCUCGCUCUUCAGCUGCCAAAUGUUCCACUGUCUUCACCAGCUGCUUGCUCUUUUACAUGUCUUCCAGAAAAUGGUUGUAUAGCAUACAAGUUGUCAGUUAUUAUAGCUAAAUAGCUUUCAUGUUACCUCAUUAGAAAAACUAAAGCCAGAGCUAUGCUUAAAACAAAGAGUAGAAUCUAUUCUACUGGUUCUAUUGAACAAUAAACCAUAAAGUAAGAGAUGUUAUGUUAAGAGAUUUGACACUGUAAAUUCAUAGCUAGAGGUAAAGAUCAAUAUAAAUGGAAAUGUUGCCUUGACAUCAAGACAGUGGAAUCAGAUUUAAAAAUAAUUCAGGCUAUAGUUAUGAAGGUUGUGUUCACAUAUCGUUGAAUAAAUUAUGUAGUAGUAGUCUUUUUUUUCAUAGUCAUUUUAACGUCAUCUGAGUGCCAUGAACGAAAUAGGAUGAAUGGAUUACUUAAUACCCCACGCUUCAUUGCUCCGUUUGGUUGUAGGACUAUACUUCUACACAGAGGGAUAUUUUAUUUUUCUUUGAGUUAUCAGUUAAAACAUACCCCAUAAUGAAAUCCUAAUGUUAUAUUAUGUUGACCAACUCAUACUGACUCUUAUUUUGAUAAGAACUGAGUGUAGCUACUUCAGCUACAUUGUUACUGCUACAUUGACAAUUUUAACUGGAAAACUACUGCACAAGUGUUGGAUGUGGUGGACCUGUAUCCAGCAUCCUGACCUCCAUACCUUUAUGUUUCACUUCUUUAUAGAAGUGUUCACUACUUCCUUCAGCACUGAUCUUUGGCAUUGAAUGCAAAUCCCAAGGAAUCAAGUGACAGAGUCUAUGUCGUUGUGUUGAUUGUAGGUCUAACAAACUAUAUAUGCGGGACCUUCACUGGGCGAGUUGCGAUUGCAGUUUUAAAAAAUAUCCAGACUUUAUCAUAAAAUCAUGUGCUGACACCCACUUUUUUAAACUUGAUUUCUCACCCUAAGAGCCUUGCCAUUGUCUUUGUAAUGACAAGAUUGUGAGUCGUGUAGCUCAGGAUUUGCUUGUCAGCCACUACAAAUCUCUUCCUGUUCAUUGUUCUUAGCACAAGAUAUCUGUGGUGGGAGAGCAGAGGGGAAGAGCUGUUACAAGAUUGAAAAACAAAAUGAAAAUGUGUGUGUGUGUCGGGGGUGGGGGGGGUUACCGGAUGCAGGAAAUACGACAGUGCCAUGAACUGCUCAGGGGCGCUGCAUACGAGGGCAUGUAGCUGCUGCCAAUGAAGAGGUUGUACUUAAAAAAACAAUAGGGCGACUGCGUUGAGAUGCAUAUCAUUUGUUGAUGUUUUUCGGCUUUUAAAAGAGCUAGUCCAUACAACUGAUGAAUCCAUAUCUGUGUGACAAUGCGAGUUUUAUGUGAGUCCAAAUUCGUCUUAUCAUAAGAAAUUGGUAGCAUAUCCCAACAAGGGAUCAUGGAAGUUUGUCCAAAUAAAUACACGAUCAGACAAGCGGAAUUAAAACAAGAAACCAUUAUAUUCUCACCGUCAUUAAUCAUAAUUUGUAGAUGUUACAUAAAAUGCAUCAUGUCAGUUCAGGGUGGAUCCAGUUAUUUUGGAUAAAGUGAGGUUAGUUUGAUCAAGCUUUCUUCCAAUUUACAAAAAAAAAAAUAAAAAAAUGCAGCCCUUAAAUUUUUGUGGAAAAAUGUUGGCACAUCAGGCAUUCCAUAGAUGGUAUGCAUCUGUAUACUCAGGUUUUUGUGAAUGGGUACAAUUGUACAAACAACUUUAACUGUUGCUUCUGUGUGUGUUCCGUGGUAUGUUUUCCUGAACCCUCUAAUUAUUUGCAAUUAGUGAUGCAAAAAAAGCUUAGCUUGAUGUUUGAUUCCUGUGUUCUUGACCUGGGAAGCGAUACAUACAUGAUAAUGAAUAAUGAAAGACGACAAACACCUUGGCACACGUGACUUCAGCCAUGUCAAAUGUAAAUGAUCAUAUUUAUGAAGUGCUUUUUUUCUGAAAAGUAGACACGCGUCUCUUUCAGGAUUCUUUUUUCAUGUUUGCUCAUAUUUGCUGCUGUGCGUCAGAGAGAGAACAGAAGCAAGAGAAAGAUGUUCAUGUCGUCAUUUCAGUGUCAUUUUCUUUGCCUCCUCUCUGUUUGUUUUUCAUUCAAAAUGAUGUACAUAUUUGACUUGAAAUGUGACAUUAUCAGGACCUUCAGGACGGUUGUUGACAUGGAUGUGAAACCCACUAUUUAAAAAGAAUAUUUAUUUUCUGACUUGAAUGCAUUACCAACUCUUGUUGAUGCACAAGGUAAUGUAAUUGGAAUAUUCAUUUUCUUCUUUCAUCAUUACUUUUGUAAUAUAUAUAUAUCCAAAUGUUAUAUAUAUAGUCAGAUAAAGAUUUUUCCAGAAUGUAUUUUUUUGCAUUUUGAAUGAAACUGAGGCCAUUUUCAUCCAUAAUGAAGUCUGUAGAGACCAUUCUAGUAACAGUAACAUAUACUGUAAACACAUGUAGAUAUAACAUACAAUACUCUGUAUAUUAGCAAAUGUGUUUUAUCCAUCUAAUACUUGAAAUAAAGCAUAUCUAUCAUGUAUUUAUUUAAUUAUUUAGUCAUUAAAUGAAUGAAAUUAUCAAUUUGA
Molecule: messenger RNA, 6922 nt
Organism: Mugil cephalus (flathead mullet)
Lineage: Eukaryota; Metazoa; Chordata; Actinopteri; Mugiliformes; Mugilidae
Gene: st8sia3
Product: ST8 alpha-N-acetyl-neuraminide alpha-2,8-sialyltransferase 3
Exons: 5
Coding region: 661-1908 (415 amino acids)
Biological process (GO): oligosaccharide metabolic process; N-glycan processing
Molecular function (GO): alpha-N-acetylneuraminate alpha-2,8-sialyltransferase activity
Source: RefSeq, a predicted model, not a curated record